CCAUUUUUCACGUACUGUUCUCAGCAACAAGGGGAACCUAUUCUAUAUGUAGCAUAUUAUACUGGAGCUCUUAGGUUCGACAGAAAUUGGGCAGAAUAUGUCAUCGGAUUCAGGGACAACCAAAGUGGGGCAGAGGAUUUCUGGAUUGGGUUAUCGAACUUACGAUACCUUACUUUCGAUCAAGGACUUCACGAUUUCACAAUAAGAGUAACAUUAUCAACAACUACCGACCAAUCGUCAUUCGCAAUCUUGUACCAAAACUUUACCGUUGGUAACGCCACAUCCAAAUACAAUUACCGUUAUUCUAAUUGGGUUGCCACAAAAAACGGACCGCUGAGCUCAGUGAGUGAGCUGAAGAACUGUCUGACAGCAGGCCCUGAUGGUAGGGGCUUCUCUACGCCUGAUGCUGACAAUGAUGCCGACAACCAUCCAGACAGUUGUCCGGGCAUGACACGGUCGGGUUGGUGGUUCUAUCUGUGUGAACGUAACCUUGACUGGUGCAACCCGUUCGGGCGAAUGCUU
Lymnaea stagnalis (great pond snail) is the source of this 522-nucleotide messenger RNA. Lineage: Eukaryota; Metazoa; Mollusca; Gastropoda; Lymnaeidae. The record is from the annotation of a GenBank genome assembly.